GGAAGGAAGCAGCUCAUAGCGGCAACAACCGAGCAACGACGGCGGCGACCGGACAUGAACUUUAGCGAGCAGCCUACAACUUUACUCAGAGUUUAGAGAGACAGACGACGGAGGCAGCAGCAGUCGCUUCACUUCGCCUCUACUCAGUCAGGGGAAACAAGGAAGUGAGGAGCAGGCAAACUCCCAGUUGUUUUCCGCCGGGCUGACUGCGACCUGAGAUCCUUCCUGUCCACAGCAUCUUUGAAGCUAAAUGGAUGACCACAAGAUUAUAUGGUGAGCAAAUGUUGACACAUAGGACAAGGAGUUUCUAGGAUGAAAUACCCUUCCAUCUACCUCAACAGCUCUCGCUUUACACGCAAUAUACCUCAGCCUGUGUCGUGUUGAGUCCACCAACAUCAGCGACCUCAGAAGAGGCCGGCGGAUCACUUUUUGCUUCGUCAGCAGAUCUCCCCGGUAACAGCCAACCAGCUGCCGUCAACACUAGCGUCGUUAGUGGAACACCUUGGUGAGGGAGGGUCCUCCUGAAGGAGUCAUGUUUCGCCCGGGUUUGUGAUGUCCGAGCCCUGCAACGGACCCAGACCAGUUGAAGAACGGGGGCGGAUUCGUCGAGACGUGCCCCGCUUUGUGAUUGGCUGUGAAGAGGAUGAGCAAGACAUGGGCCAAAUGGAGGCUGGCAUGAAGAACGAGAUGCUUCAUCAGGACGACAUGGAGGUGUAUGAAAAUGAAUCGCCGUCAGAGCGACAGAUCGUUGUGGGCAUAUGUGCCAUGAUGAAGAAGUCCAAGUCGAAGCCCAUGACUCAGAUCCUGGAGAGACUCUGUAAAUUUGACUACAUCGAUGUCGUCAUCUUCCCUGAGGAGGUGAUCCUGGAGGAACCUGUGGAGAAAUGGCCGCUCUGCGACUGCCUCAUCUCCUUCCACUCCAAAGGUUUUCCUCUUGACAAAGCAGUGGAAUAUGCUAAGCUCAGGAAUCCAAUGCUCAUCAAUGAUCUCAAUAUGCAGUAUUUCAUUCAAGACAGGAGGGAAGUGUAUCGGAUCCUUCAGGAAGAGGGCAUCGACCUGCCUCGCUACGGCGUGUUAAACAGAGACCCUGACGAUCCUGAAGAGUGCAACCUGGUGGAGGGGGAGGACCAUGUGGAGGUGAACGGGGAGGUGUUCCCUAAGCCCUUUGUGGAGAAACCUGUGUGUGCAGAGGACCACAACGUCUACAUCUACUACCCAACGUCUGCAGGCGGAGGCAGCCAGAGGCUCUUCAGAAAGAUCGGAAGUCGCAGCAGUGUCUACUCCCCAGAGAGCAACGUGCGAAAAACUGGAUCGUACAUCUACGAGGAGUUCAUGCCAACUGAUGGCACCGAUGUGAAGGUUUACACGGUGGGCCCAGAUUACGCCCACGCCGAGGCCAGGAAGUCUCCGGCCCUGGACGGUAAGGUGGAGCGAGACAGUGAGGGCAAGGAGAUCCGCUACCCAGUCAUGCUGACCGCCAUGGAGAAACUGGUGGCCCGCAAGGUCUGCCUCGCCUUCAAGCAAACCGUGUGUGGCUUCGAUCUGCUGCGAGCCAACGGCCAUUCCUACGUCUGCGACGUGAACGGCUUCAGCUUUGUGAAAAACUCCAUGAAGUACUACGACGACUGUGCCAAAGUCCUGGGGAACAUGGUGAUGAGAGAGUUGGCCCCCCAGCUGCACAUCCCCUGGUCCAUCCCCAUGGAGGCUGAAGACAUCCCCAUCGUCCCGACAACCUCAGGAACCAUGAUGGAGCUGCGCUGUGUCAUCGCCAUCAUUCGUCAUGGAGAUCGGACCCCAAAGCAGAAGAUGAAAAUGGAGGUCCGUCAUCCUCUCUUCUUUGAGUUGUUUAAGAAGUAUGGAGGAUACAAGACGGGCAAGCUAAAGUUAAAAAAGCCCAAACAGUUGCAGGAAGUGCUGGAUAUCGCCCGCCUGCUGCUGGUCGAACUCGGUCAGCACAACGACUGCGAGAUCGAGGAGAAGAAAUCCAAACUGGAGCAACUCAAGACAGUGUUGGAAAUGGAAUCCAGCUUGAAUGUGAAUCAGUACGGACAUUUCUCUGGAAUCAACAGGAAGGUCCAGCUGACCUACCUUCGAAACGGCCAGCCUAAAGCCUCCAGCGAAGAAGAAGACUGUAAGAAGGACGGCCCAUCCCUGCUGCUGGUACUGAAGUGGGGCGGGGAGCUGACGCCCGCUGGUCGGGUUCAGGCCGAGGAGCUGGGCAGGGCCUUCCGCUGCAUGUACCCUGGAGGUCAAGCCCGUAAUCGCCGGUCCCCUGGCUGUGAGUCCCCUGUUGACUUUGGUGACUUUGCGGGGUUUCCUGGCUGCGGCCUGCUGCGUCUGCACAGCACUUACCGCCACGACCUGAAGAUUUAUGCCUCUGACGAAGGCAGGGUUCAGAUGACGGCUGCAGCGUUUGCCAAGGGCCUGCUGGCUCUGGAGGGCGAGCUGACGCCCAUCCUGGUCCAAAUGGUGAAGAGCGCCAACAUGAACGGACUCCUGGACAGCGACAGCGACUCUCUGACUGACUGCCAGCAGAAGGUGAAGGCCAGACUACAUGAGAUCAUGCAGAAGGACCAAGACUUCACUCAAGAUGACUUUCAGAAGUUGGCCCCGACCGGCAGCCCAUCCCUGGUGAACUCAAUGAAGGUCAUAGAGAAUCCAGUCAAAACCUGCGACAAGGUUUACGCGCUCAUUCAGAGCCUCACCUCGCAGAUUCGAAAGAGACUGGAGGACCCCAAAUCCGCAGAUCUGCAGCUGUACCACAGCGAGACGCUGGAGCUGAUGCUGCAGCGCUGGUCCAAGCUGGAGAGGGACUUCCGCAUGAAGAACGGCCGCUACGACAUCAGCAAGAUCCCGGACAUCUAUGACUGCAUCAAGUAUGACUCACAGCACAACGCCUCCGUCGGCCUGGAGGACACGCUGGAGCUCUUCAGGCUGUCCCGCGCUUUGGCCGACAUCGUCAUCCCACAGGAGUAUGGCAUCAAUAAAGCGGAGAAGCUGGACAUCGCUCAGGCGUACUGCGUCCCACUGAUGAAGAAGAUCUACCUGGACCUGCAGAGGACCCACGAGGACGAGGCCGUCAACAAGCUGCACCCUCUGUAUUCCCGCGGAGUGAUGUCUCCUGGUCGCCACGUUCGCACACGACUCUACUUUACGAGCGAGAGCCACGUUCACUCCCUGCUCAGCAUGUUCCGCUACGGAGGACUGCUGGAUGAGGUGAAGGACCAGCAGUGGAAGCAGGCGAUGGACUACCUGAGCGCCGUGACUGAGCUCAACUACAUGACGCAGAUCGUCAUCAUGCUGUACGAAGACAACAACAAGGACCCGUCCUCAGAGGAACGUUUCCACGUGGAGCUCCACUUCAGCCCAGGGGUCAAAGGGUGUGAGGAUGAGGAGAACGUGCCGAUGGGCUUUGGUUUCCGCCCCGCCUCAUCAGAGAAUGAGGACAAAAAGCCCAAUCAGGGUAGCCUGGAGGAUCUUUCCCAGGAUCAGACGGACGACGCUCUUCCGGUCACAGAGCUCAUCAACCUGCAGAGACGCUCUCCGAUGAUCCGCAACCGCAAGACGGGCUCCAUGGAGGUCCUCUCUGAGACGUCACCCAACCAUUCCUCCAAAGGCUGCACAUCCCACCGGCUCUUCCAGUCGUGUUCCCGCCAGUCUCCUGAGAUCAAACCAGCGGGAGGCCUAGGCUCGCUCUGCUCUGGCCUCUUCAGUGCCUCAGCCCUUGGGGUGUCCUCUAGCGCCCCCAACUUGCGGGAUUACGUCCGCACCCAGCACCACCACCACCGAAAACCGCCUCUGUCCCCCGGCAGUCUGCCGUGCAAGAUUGGCAUGUUCGAACUGCUCUCUAUGCCUGCAGUAAAGAGGUUUUCUGUGUCGUUUGCCAGGCAUCCGACCAAUGAGCCCUCAGAUGAACUCGCUGAGCUGGCGCUGCAAGGGUUUGACUCUGUCGCCUUGGACAGGUCCUUCUCCUAUCACCUGCACCACUGCCCCUACCACCUGCACCUCCUCAGGACCCAGCUGACGUGCGGCCUAGAGCUCUCCGACUGUCUCCACGGAUUCGAAGGCUGCUCUAUGGUGCCCUCUAUCUACCCGCUGGAGACGCUGCACAACUCUCUCUCUCUGAAGCAGGUGGAGGAGUUCCUCAGCAAAGUGUGUGAGAGCAGCGGGGAGGCCCAGGCCAAAGCCAUGAAAGCACUUUCUGGUUUGUUUGACUCUCAAAGUCAGACGUCUCUCUACAGCCCUCAGCAGCCUCUGUCCUCCUCCGGAUCGGAGGCGUCGCUCCGUCCGCCGGGUCAGCCUCUGUGGCUCGGCAGCAUCCCGUCCAGCGCCGUGUCCAGUGCGGGCCCUUCGUCCCCAACCACCGACAGCUCUGGCCUCGGCCUCAACUUCAGCUUCAGCGAGUAGCUCUGCCUCUCUGAGCGACCAGAGAACCUCGGCGCCGCUGAGCAGGCUGUGCGAAGGACGUGUCAGAGUUUUCUCUCAGAAGCAGCUCUGUUCCCAGCCCUGCUCCAGAACGCACUCAGACUUUGACACGGACUGGAGCCGUUGUUCUCUGAACCGUCCUUCGGUUUGGUGACACAUUUCCACUGAGGAACGCUCUGAGCAUCUCACACCAGCUUUCACACACACAUGUGCCUUUCAUACGUUUUUCAGUGCCGUCGCAUCAAGUGCCUGCUUACUUUUUUUUUUUAUUCCAAAUUUACCAAAUAUGUCGAGCUAAAAAGCUUUAAACAUUUUUUUUUUCUGCUGAUUGUGCCGUCAUUAACAUUUACCCCAGAAGCCGACUGUGGAAGGAACCUCCUGCUGUGUGGAUUUCCCCAGACUGGCAUCUUACACCUCCAUCAGUUUAUGCCUGAACUAGAAAAAGCCUGUUUGCUACUGGAGUUUUAGACCUCUGUCCUUCCAAUCAUGGCUUCGUUUUUAUUUAUUUGUUCUUUUUAACGAAGGUCCAAAUGAUGAGAUUUCAAAUUGAAAGCCAAUCAGAGGUUAUUGUGUGAACUCAUGACGUCAGAUCACAGUGAUAAAUUGUAUUUUUGUCCUCUGUGGGAUUAGUAGUUUCUUCAUAUUGACCAAAAAAGUGUAGGUUUAGAUUUUUAACGUUAUUUUGUUCUUUUUUCAGACACAGAUUUCCUCUGUAAUAUUCACACCACUCUGAUUGUGUUAUUCACUUGUGUGUAUGUGCCGUUUAUUAGAAGCAAACACAUUGGAAAUGUGCCUCUUUUUUUAUAUAUAAAAUCACGUCAGGUAAUCAGAAAACAAUGCAGUGUUGGAAUUGAAGAAACCACUAGAUUAGGGCUAAUCUGACAUCAGAAUUAGGAUUAGUUCGCUUGCUGUAUGCUGCCUCGAUCUGCUGUCCUGCCCAAUCAAAGUCACGUUUUAAUAAUGUAAAUUAUUUUUGGAGCUCAUUUCUAACUGCGCUCAGGUAAAGAACUGAUCCAAAUAAGUUUUGUCGGCGUUAUGCUGACAUAAGGGUCAGUGAGCUGAGGGCUUCAAGCUUUGGAAGGUACUUCAUAUUGUUCUACUGUGUCACGAUUAACGAGGAAAUCAUGAAUUAUGCUUUAUGUUCUGCACAGCUAUCAGCUAUUAAACUAUAAUGAGGUCUCCUGUGGCCUUCGCUCACUUUCUCUGGCUUCUCAUUAGUCGUUAAACGGACAAGUUUUCUCCUGUUAUAUGACGUAGCGUAGCGCUUAGCUGGGUAAAGAAAGAUGGCUGCUUUUUCCUCACGAUAAUACAGAAGAGGAUUAGGGCCACCGAGAGAAAAAAAAACAAGAAUUCUGUCUUUAAAGUCAGAAUUC
Poecilia reticulata (guppy) is the source of this 5798-nucleotide messenger RNA. RefSeq names its product diphosphoinositol pentakisphosphate kinase 1b (gene ppip5k1b). Gene Ontology annotation, cellular component: cytosol. Lineage: Eukaryota; Metazoa; Chordata; Actinopteri; Cyprinodontiformes; Poeciliidae. Gene Ontology annotation, molecular function: inositol hexakisphosphate kinase activity; 5-diphosphoinositol pentakisphosphate 1-kinase activity. The record is from RefSeq and is a predicted model, not a curated record. Gene Ontology annotation, biological process: inositol phosphate biosynthetic process; inositol metabolic process.